This is a messenger RNA of Cuscuta campestris, 1836 nucleotides long. The record is from the annotation of a GenBank genome assembly. Lineage: Eukaryota; Viridiplantae; Streptophyta; Magnoliopsida; Solanales; Convolvulaceae.
CCUCACGCUCGGUGUAACUCCACUUUCUCUAUCCCCCACUUUCUUCCAAUUACUGCUCUGCUCCUUCUCGAUUAUUGCAGGUUAGGGUUUUUCCAUUUCCAUCCAGUUGCGAUUCAAUGAUGCUCUGAAUUUGCAUUCCCAAUGUAAUUCCAACUGGCCUUCCCACUUCUCCUCGCUCCAAGAUUCUUCUUCUUUUUUUUCUCUCUCGGAGAAUGCUCUGUUUUCGCCCAUAGUCAACCAAUUUCACCGGACGUUGUUCGAAGAAGCUGGCCGGGAAUCUUAAUCUGUGUGAGCAGGGGGAGAUUUAUAGCUCUUUUGAUGGCUUGUAGUUGUUUGCGGCUGUGAUUUGGGGAUAGUAGAGAUAGUUGACCGCAUAGGGAAUGGCGGCAGAGUCGAACAUGGGGUUUCAUCAACAGCAAGCUUGGUCUUUUCAGCCGUCGGAGAUGAUUCCGAUUGGUAAUCUGUAUGGGCAUCACGGGGUUAAUCUGAGUGUAUAUAACAGCAACUGUUUUAGUAGUGUUGGUGGUGGUGGUGGAGGAGUGUUGUGUUCUGGGAAUCUAAGUAUGAUUACGGGCAGUCACAAUAGUCCCGGAAUGAGUCAAGCAGGGACAUCUUCGCCUCCCUUUCUUAUUGACACAAUCCCGGGGCUUAGGCAUGACAAUGGAUUGGCAAUGGAUUGGUCGGUCGAGGAACAGUACAAGUUGGAGGAAGGACUUGUCAAGUUUGCAAAUGAACCCAAUAUCAUGAAGUACAUUAAAAUUGCAGCCACACUCCGCGAAAAAACCGUACGCGAUGUUGCGAUGAGGUGUAGGUGGGUAAAGAGAAAGCGAAGGAAACAUGAGGACUACAGUAUCAGAAAAAAAUUGAAAGACAAGCAGGAUAAAGCAGCUGAUUCAUCCUUGAAGAAUGGUAAAGCUUCAACUCCUCCGUCAAAUUUGGCUACAUAUUCUCCGGCUGUUGAUGAUCAUGACAGGAGUAACUGUGUGAAUUCUGGAGCACUACUUGGAUCAAGGAAUCUAUUGGAAGAAAAUAAUCAGGCUCUUGAGCAAAUUUCAGUAAACCUGUCAACCUACAAGUUGCAGGAUAAUAUUGAUCUCUUCUUCCGCACAAAGAACAACAUAACUGCAAUCCUGAACGAAAUGGGAAAUAUGCCUGGGAUUAUGAGCCACAUGCCACCACUUCCUGUGUAUCUUGACGAAGAACUGGCAAGUAGCAUUUUACCAAAUUCAACUCAGUCCAUGAUGUUUGGAUCAUCAAGUGUGGUCCAGCCGAAACACGAACCUGGAUGUUGAUGAGCCAUUCAUCGGUGCUGAGUUGGAUUAUCGGCGCGUGUAAGUAGACCAUUUUUUGUUUUGUGUGCGUGUGGUUGUAAAUGCAUAUAAGAAGAAGAAGAAGAAGAAGAAGAAGAAGCUGGAAGUUGUUUCAGGCUUUUGUACGCAACGCCAAGUUUGGCCCCACAGGAUAAGAUCUACAAUACACAGAACUGAGAAGAACCCAUCCGGGGAAAAAACAGAAGUAUUUUGGUGUAGCAGACAGACACCGAGUGCGACUUGCCAGACAAUAACUGCCUCGUUGUCUGUUCAUCACCUCCCAGUCUAAUUAAUCAGAGCAUUAAAUUCUAGAAGAGCCCAAAAUCUGAGUUGUUAGCCUUUUUGUUUCUGGGGUGUGUAAAUCUUGACUAAUGAAAACUCAUAGGGGUUUGUUUGUUAUGUCACACUUGUCAUUUGCAGCCUUUAGUAUUAUAAGAUCAGUUUCUUUGUUGUAUGUUGGGGGGUAAAGGCCACAUACAACAUCAUUCCUUUGUAGGGAUUCUACUAAUAAAUAAAACCAUUCACU